This is a messenger RNA of Schistosoma bovis, 309 nucleotides long. The record is from the annotation of a GenBank genome assembly. NCBI's taxonomy places the organism in Eukaryota, Metazoa, Platyhelminthes, Trematoda, Strigeidida, Schistosomatidae.
AUGCUACUAAGAAACUUGGAUACUAGCCGUGGACUUGUCAACGGAGCACGAGGCAUAGUAGGAAAGAUAAACAGUGAUACUGGUCUUCCUGAAGUUCGAUUUUAUCCCGCAAAAGCGAAUGGAUCUAAUGGCCUCUUACAUGUUGUGCAAAUUGAAAAGUGGACGAUUCGUGGGAUUGAUGCCAAAGAAAUCGCAAGUCGACGUCAAUUACCACUAACUCUGGCUUGGGCAAUAUGCAUCCGUAAAAGUCAGGGGAUAACAUUGGAAUAUGCAGAAUUAGCUCUGUCAAAAGUUCGUAUUUUGCAAUAG